Molecule: messenger RNA, 3249 nt
Organism: Amphibalanus amphitrite
Lineage: Eukaryota; Metazoa; Arthropoda; Thecostraca; Balanomorpha; Balanidae
Gene: pcm
Product: 5'-3' exoribonuclease 1-like
Exons: 15
Biological process (GO): rRNA catabolic process; nuclear-transcribed mRNA catabolic process
Cellular component (GO): nucleus
Molecular function (GO): RNA binding; 5'-3' RNA exonuclease activity
Source: RefSeq, a predicted model, not a curated record
UGGACGACCUUGAAUGAGUGUUGUGUAGAGAGACGACGACGCGGAGGACGGCGAGGGGAGAUUUCUCUUUCUUUACUUAAGCACUGCGUCGGGAUUUAGUGAAUUAAAAAUCAAUUAAAUUAACGACCGCAAGAUGGGAGUACCAAAGUUUUUUAGAUGGAUGUCUGAACGAUAUCCUUGCCUCAGCGAGAUUGUCAAGGAAUAUCAGAUUCCUGAGUUUGACAAUCUGUACCUGGAUAUGAAUGGUAUUAUCCACCCAUGUUCGCAUCCAGAUGACUCUAACCCGCACUUCCGCAUCACCGAGGAGACAAUAUUCAACAACAUCUUUCAUUACAUUGAGGUUCUGUUCCGCAUGAUCCGCCCGAAGAAGGUGUUCUUUAUGGCGGUGGACGGCGUGGCGCCCCGAGCCAAGAUGAAUCAGCAGCGCGGCCGCAGGUUCCGCUCAGUUCGCGAGGCACAGGACCGCGAGCGCGAGGCGCGCAACCGCGGCGAGGUGCUUCCCACCGAGAAACGCUUCGAUUCCAACUGCAUCACGCCCGGCACGGGGUUCAUGGUCCGUCUGAACGCCCAGCUGCGCUACUUCGUGGCCAGGAAGAUCAGCACCGACCCGCUCUGGCAGGGCAUCCGCGUCAUCCUCUCGGGACACGACGUGCCCGGCGAGGGUGAGCACAAGGUGAUGGAGUUUAUUCGGUACGAGAAGUCGCUGCCUGAUUACGACCACAACACGCGACACUGUCUGUACGGACUGGACGCCGACCUGAUCGUGCUGGGACUGUGCACGCACGAGCCCCACUUCAGCCUGCUCAGAGAGGAGGUGCUGUUCACCAAGCAGCAGACGAAGCGGACCACGGUGCCGGAGGAGAUGACGUUCUACCUGCUGCACCUGAGCCUGUUCCGCGAGUACCUGGGCUACGAGUUCAGCGAGCUCGAGAAGGAGCUGCCGUUCAAGUUCGACCUGGAGCGCAUCAUCGACGACUGGGUGAUGCUGGGUUUCCUGGUGGGUAACGACUUCGUGCCUCACCUGCCGAACCUGCACAUCCGCGAGAAUGCGCUGCCCACCGUCUACCGCUGCUACAAGCAGGUGCUGCCCACACUGGAUGGAUACAUUAAUGACGGCGGCACACUGGUGCUGGAGCGUUUCGAGGCGCUGAUGCAGCAGCUGGCCCAGUGGGAGCUGGACAGACUGGAGGAUAAGGCGGCCGACCAGCGCUGGCUCGACUCCAAACGCCAGCAGGGCACCAUGGACAUCCGCUACUCCGCCGGAAAACCGCGAGACAAAAAGAGCAACAUCAAGCUGAAGGGCCGCGCCGAUUUCGAGUCGUUCGCCAUGUUUGACGGCCUGGACGGCCUGGAAGACGGCGAGGAGCUGGAGCCCAGCAAGAACAAAUCCGUGUUCAGUGAGAUCCACACCAACAUCGACGACGAGCUGUUGGAGGGCGACGAGUCGGUCUCGGAGCUCGAGUACCGUCAGCAGCGGCGCCACUACUACCAGACCAAGAUGGACGUGGACAUCUGCCCCGAGGAGGCGCUCCGGCUGGCCGUGGAGUACGUGCGCGCCAUCCAGUGGAUCCUGCACUACUACUACGACGGCGUGUGCUCGUGGUCCUGGUUCUACCCGUCCCACUACGCGCCCUACAUUGGCGACGUGCGCGGCUUCAGCGCCGUACCGGGCGUGGUGGACUUCGAGUACGGCCGGCCGUUCCUGCCGUACGAGCAGCUGCUGGCCGUGCUGCCGGCCGCCAGCCAGGACUCGCUGCCCGAAUGUCUGCGGCCGCUGAUGACCUCGCCCCAGUCGCCCAUCAUCGACUACUACCCGGAGACGUUCGAGACGGACCUGAACGGCAAGACGCAGGACUGGGAGGCGGUGGUGCUGAUCCCGUUCAUCGACCAGGAGCGACUGCUGGCCGCCAUCCGGCCGCUCUACGACCAGCUGACGCCCGAGGAGGCGGCGCGCAACGUGCACGGCGACGCCCACCUGAUCGAGUACACAGCUGAGGACCAGGGGCGCACGGAGUCGCCCGGCUACUUCCCGCCGCUGCGACACACCUUCGCCCGGGUGACGGCGCGGCCGCGCGACCCGUUCAUCGCCGAGCGCCGCCACUUGCGCAAGGGCCUGCUGCCGGGCGCGCGACUCGACGUGCUGGCCGCCGGCUUCCCGACGCUCCGCCACGUGCCGCACUCGUUCCACCUGGCGCGCUGCAAGGUGAAGGUGUUCCAGCAGGCCUCCAUGGGCGAGAACAUGAUGCUGACGGUGCGCACGCCCUGGGGAGACGGUGAACCGGACGCCGAGGCUGAGGCGCGCCGGCUGCUCGGCCGCGUCGUGUUCGUCCAGUGGCCGCACCUCACAGAGGCCACCGUGGUGUCUGUGGCCACGCCGGAGAAGAAGUACAGCCUGCAGAAGGGCUCCACCGACCAGCUGAGUGUGCAGCCGCUCAGCGACACCGACCGGACCGUCUGGAUCGGACACAUGCACGACAUCAAGAGCGAGUACGAGGGCCGUCGGGGUAUUCUGACGGACGACAUCCCCGUGCUGGUUUACGCCAAACCGCUGACCGGGAGGAAACACGCGGCCACCCCCGACGGCCACGUGGUACUGCAGAAACAGUGGUCGACGGUGCCGAAGCCGUUCGCGCUGCAGACCUGUGUCCGCGAGCUGAAGACGCUGGAGGGCAGCUACACCAAGUAUACCUCGGUGGCCGACCUCUUCGACAAGGGCUCCCACUGCUUCGUGCUCGCCCCAGACUCCUACGCCUCAAUGGGAAAGGUAAUUGAGGUGACGGAGCGGGGUCGGGUGCGUCUGGACGUCACCCUCACUCCGGAGCCGGACUUUAGCGCCGUGCAGCGCAAGGAGGCCCGCCUGGCGGCCACCUAUUUCCCAGGGUACGUGGUGGCGCAGAAGCUAGGCAUCACCUCACACCUGGUAUCGCGUCUCACCGGCUGCCUGCUGCUGGAGCCCGGCGGCGGCGCGCGCGCCAACGGAGCCUCCAACAUCGUCGGCGAACUGGAGGACGCGCGCAUCGACCGGGACGCCAAGUUCAACUGCGCCAUCGAGAUCAAACACAACAAGAAAAACGAAGAGAUGCCGGGCUACUCGCGGCGCAAGGACGGCCAAUGGAUGUACUCGGGCCGGCUGAUCGAUGUACUCCGAGAGUACAUGUCGCUGUUCCCGGAGCUGAUCGAAUUCCUCGGACGGAACACAGAGGGCUUCAAGUUCAAGGAGGGGGACAUCUGGCCCGAGCCCGAAAUAAG